Schizosaccharomyces japonicus yFS275 is the source of this 3258-nucleotide messenger RNA. RefSeq lists its product as hypothetical. The record is from RefSeq and is a predicted model, not a curated record. The transcript has 2 exons. NCBI's taxonomy places the organism in Eukaryota, Fungi, Ascomycota, Schizosaccharomycetes, Schizosaccharomycetales, Schizosaccharomycetaceae. The coding region runs from base 206 to 3097 and encodes 963 amino acids.
GCCGUUGCAAUUGAUACCUGAAACAACUCUUCAUCAUUCUUUUUUUGAAAUAAGCACAUUUCCCUUACCGGUGAUUUAAUUGACCAAAGCGUGCUUUUACACUGAUAUUUACGAUACCACGGGUACACUGAUUUCCUAUUAAGCUUAAUUUUUUUGGGGGAUUUCAUUAGGUUUCUUGGAUUAAAUUGAAAAUAACUGAACGAGAAUGACUAUCGACAACAAAAAUCUAAACCUUGUAGAGACAUUUCUCCAAAAAGUCAGUGCCAGUCCUGACUUUCCUUUUCUCAAUGUUUACGGAGAAAAGGGAAUCGAGAAGCAGGUUACAUUUGCAGAAAUGCAUUUACGUGUGAAGACCCUGGCUAAUUUUUACAACAAAAUGAAGUUUGGGAAUCCAAUUGCAAUUUUUAUGAGACAGGAAGUGGAUUUCCUCUGUUCCAUGCUUGCAGCAUGGGCUACCGGCAGAACAUGCGUGAUUAUGAAUAGCCUUUGGAACGAGGACGUUGUGAAGACGUUGUCAGAACGAUUGUCUUUUGUUGAUUGUGUAUAUAACGAAUUGCAGCCUACUAGCGCUUUUGCAAACCUUAAAUUGCAUAAUCUCGGUGAAGUCGACAACGAUUUGAGCGCACCUGCCAUCACGGGAAGCAACCCUCCAGCGAUCAGCUUGAUCAAUCAUUCCAGCGGUUCUACUGGCGUCCCCAAAUCAAUGCCUUUUCGAAUGGAGCGGUAUUGUCUUGGUCCUGAUUAUGGCAUGGGACGUGAGACUAUGAACUAUGUGACGGCACUGCUUUUAGCAAAUUCCUUUGCUUUAACGACGUACGCAUGGGUAUCUUCCAUAUAUUCUGAAUGCGGAAAGAUGUUGUUGCCUAAGAAGAACCUUGUCCAGUGUGACUCGGAGGCCGAAUUGAUUUCGUGGAACACGUAUUACGCAUUAAAAAAUGGUGCCGAACGACUUGUCCUGACUCCUAAUUUAUUGUUAUUGACUUUACAGCGUCUGCCUUCUGAUGAUAUUACAUUCCCCUUUUGUAAAUACGUGGUUGUUGGCGGCGAGCCAACGCCAAGAGCAUUAUUCCCAUUGACAAAAAAGCAUAUUCCAUCGGCUCGUGUUUAUCCCCAGUAUGGUUCAACAGAAACGGGUCUCAUCUCAUUUAGUGCUGCGGAUAUGAACAAAGAGGAUGACUCUGCAGAGAUUGUGUACAUACCUGGAGCAAACGUUAAGAAGCUAAUGCUCGUUGAUGAAAACAAUGUUCCUGUAGAGGAGAAACCGGGAAAUGAAGGUUUCCCUUGUGUUUAUUCCGAUGUUCUGUCUGAACCUUACGUUGGUGACGACCCUCUUACUAUCAAGGCAAGAAAUGAGGUAUUCGUAACAGUUAAUGGCAUUCCUGCCGUUCUGUUUUCCGAUCUUGCCGUUUGGACACAAGUUGGUGACAAAAUGGGUAUAGUUAUUAAAGGUCGUGUUGGUCGCCGUGUUAAGAUUAACGGUGUCUACUAUGAUUUGGGUUACUUUGACGAUUUAGCGUCGGGAAUAGAUGGAGUCGAAAAGGCUAUGUCAUUCCUCCGGAACGGUUGUUUGUACCUCUGUUUCACAUCGUCGGAGAAUGCUUCUGAGUCUUAUGUUGUGCAGGAGCUGAACAGACGCUUGGGAAACAUUGCGUUCUUUUCCUUGGCACUCAAAUUGGACAAGCUGCCGUAUAACUCAAAUGCUAAAGUUGAUAUGAAGCGCUUAGAGGCCAUCUUGAAUGAACAUCUUCUGAAAGAGGAAGAAAAAUUGCCAACUGUUCCAAGCUCAGAUAUUGUCGCAUCUUCAUUGAGCAAAAUUGUUUCGAAGGUUUUAGCCUUGCCUCAGUUAGAAGGAAAAGAUUUCGGUUUCCGUACAUACGGUUUGGAUUCCAUCCGUGCAGUCCUUGUAGGAAAGCUUUUGGAAAAGGAAUGUGGUGUCAAUGUGCCUGCACCUUUAUUGUUGGAUGGAAAGGCUUCCCCAACUCAAGUUUCGCAGUCCCUUUCAUACCAAGUACCUUUGAGCGAUUUUGUAGAUGAGCAGCUUAAAAACCGCUGUCUCCCAAAAUUGUUGAUCCCUCAAAAAAUAUGUUUGGCUGAGAACUACACUCUGGUUACCGGUGCUAAUGGAUUUUUUGGUCGUCGACUUUUGGAGCAUUUACUCGAGGAUAAGCAGAAUGUUGUUUGCGUUUUGCGCAAUUCGCCGAAUCUUGCUUCACGUAUAAAGGAAAUUGAGCAUAUGGCCUCUGAUUUUAAGACGAGUGUUAUUGUCUGGGCAGGCGAUGUGACACAAGUAAGACUUGGACUUACGGAAAAACAGUACGACUGGGUUUCCAAAAAUGUUCGUCAUGUUGUUCACAGUGCUGCAGGUGUCCACUGGACGAAAGGCUAUGAAGAACUUUACCAAAGCAAUGUUGAAGCCACAAUUCAUGUCCUUAAUCUCUGCUCCUCUGGUCCUAAGAAACUGACCUUUAUUUCCGGAGGCGGCCAAGAGUAUUUGGCUAACGUCACGACAAUAAACCCUGGCACGACUUCUGGUUAUGCACUUUCAAAACACGUUGCAGAAGAGUGUUGUCGGGCUGCAUCAAAGGCUGGUAUUCCGGUUUGUGUAUAUCGUCCCGGUUUAAUUGUGGAUGAGGGUGGUCUUAUUACUGAUCGGGAUUUCUUUUGGCGCUUCCUGCAGAGCUGUAUUAACUCAAAGCAAUGGCCAAUUAAAGAUGGUCACCCCUUGACCUUUCACAUUGUUACUACUAAAGAACUUAGUGACGACGUAAUGCAUAAGUUGCCUGAUACCGAGUUUUCGCUAUUCAAUGCAUAUCACAGUGUGAAUGGUGACGAACUGAGAACAAUCUGUGAACGAGUUUCACAGAAGAAGAUCAUUAAUGUUCCCCUAGAGGACUGGCUUCACUUUGUUAAGGCCUCCAUUACGAAAAGUGGAACUAUUCAUCCUUUGUUUCCUUUACAGGAUAUUCUCGAAUCAACGCUUUUGUAUGGAGAAAUGGUUUCCGCCCAGCCAAAUUCUGUAAAGGAUUCCGCGUUACCUACGACGUUGAUUUCCAUACAAAAAACUGUUGAACAGCUACUUUCUCGCGAAGAUUUAUAGCCUGAAUGUAUUGAAUAUGAUCUGUUGAUAAAUUGUGUAAUAUAUCAUAAAUUAUUUAUAAACAGUUCACUUUUAUGAAAGAGUUAUUAUCACUCCUUAAUGAUUAUAGAAAAGAGCAGAUUUCUAUCACUUUUUGUCAACAUGAACAACUUUAAUCCACG